This is a messenger RNA of Dothidotthia symphoricarpi CBS 119687, 1062 nucleotides long. RefSeq lists its product as uncharacterized. Lineage: Eukaryota; Fungi; Ascomycota; Dothideomycetes; Pleosporales; Dothidotthiaceae. Bases 1 to 1062 code for a protein of 353 amino acids. The record is from RefSeq and is a predicted model, not a curated record. The transcript has 5 exons.
AUGGCAGAUACACAAGGAGAAUGGCCGAAUCGCAGGUCCGACAUUCUUUUUGCGACAGUUCCUAUCAGUGCUCUCGCUACCAUCUUUCUUAUUUGGAGAAUUGUGUAUGGACUGGUGAGCAGGCGGAGCCUAUUGCUAUGUGACUACUUACUUAUCAUCGCUGGAAUGAUGAACGUAACCACAACCGCAAUACGCUUCAAGACAACUUACCACGGGCAGGGCAGACAUAUGAACGAUCCAAGCAUCAAGGUCCCAGAGGAUAUCCUUGCGUACAGUUAUUUCUUGUGGAUCGGGCAGGUCAUCAAUCUGAUGGCUGUGGCAGUUCUCAAGUACUCCAUUUGCACAUGGCUCUUGAUCCUGAAGUUUUCCAGAAUAUACACCAGUAUCGUCUGGGUGUCUAUUCUGUUAGUAACUGUUUUCACCUUCAUCUUACCGACACUGGGAGUAUUCUCGUGCACGCCUUUUGAGUCGAACUGGAACAGAACUAUCGAGGGGAAAUGUUUUUUUCGGGGAAAUUUGCAAUUGGCAUAUGCGCAGGGAGUUACCAAUGUGGUCACAGACCUUGUGUACGUCGUGGCUCCCCUACUCUACCUUUCCACGGUCCAGUUACCGAGUCGUACACAAUGGGGCUUGCGGUUUGUCUUCUGUCUUGGUCUCGUAGCAACAGCAUGUUCAGUCGUCAAGACCUUCGAGAUGAACGCCCUCCUCAAGACACAUGAUCCAACAUGGGACGGUGUAAACCUCUCCAUCUGGAGUGGAACCGAACUCUCAGUCGGCAUCCUGGUCGCCAGUCUACCGCCACUGCGCAAGCAGAUCGACACGAUUCUCCGCACGAUGCUUCCAUCAACGUUCAUGACAAAGACGAGAAUCCCAGCCAGUUUGCCCAUGUUCAAUGUCAACAAGACAAAUGAGCGAACCGGGAACAACGAUGACGGAGAUAGUGACCGGCACAUGCUUUCUGGGGAGGAGGACGGGAGGAUUAGGAAGACGGCUUUGAUCUUCGAAUUCGUCGAACGAUAUGACCUGUAUGCUAGACUGAGGAUGACCGGCCUUGGAACAUAA